AUGUCUGCGACGCAGUUACUCAAUCCCAAGGCCGAAUCGAGGCGGAGAGCGGAGGCGCUGAAGGUGAACAUCAGCGCUGGUGAGGGUCUUCAAGAUGUCUUGAAAUCCAACCUGGGUCCCUCGGGAACAUUGAAGAUGCUGGUGGACGGUGCUGGCGGAAUUAAAUUGACCAAGGAUGGAAAUGUGCUGCUGCGAGAGAUGGUCAGUAACCCAAAUAUCCACCGCGAAACACCCCAAUAA
Messenger RNA from Aspergillus melleus, 240 nucleotides. Its product is annotated as T-complex protein 1 subunit zeta. Gene Ontology annotation, cellular component: chaperonin-containing T-complex. The record is from RefSeq and is a predicted model, not a curated record. NCBI's taxonomy places the organism in Eukaryota, Fungi, Ascomycota, Eurotiomycetes, Eurotiales, Aspergillaceae. Gene Ontology annotation, molecular function: ATP binding; ATP-dependent protein folding chaperone; ATP hydrolysis activity. The transcript is spliced from 4 exons. Gene Ontology annotation, biological process: protein folding. The coding region runs from base 1 to 240 and encodes 79 amino acids.